Gadus chalcogrammus (walleye pollock) is the source of this 3166-nucleotide messenger RNA. It is a transcript of the gene adnpb, whose product is annotated as activity-dependent neuroprotector homeobox b. The annotation marks the transcript as partial. The record is from RefSeq and is a predicted model, not a curated record. Gene Ontology annotation, molecular function: DNA binding. The transcript is spliced from 4 exons. Gene Ontology annotation, biological process: regulation of gene expression. Gene Ontology annotation, cellular component: nucleus. Lineage: Eukaryota; Metazoa; Chordata; Actinopteri; Gadiformes; Gadidae.
AAACCGUUGGUACUACAACAUAGGCUUGUUUACCCGCUUGGAUCCAGCACGGUAUACGGCACCACGGAUUUUCUUUGGACGAAAUAAUUCGUAAAUUCGGAGAAUAACUUCAAUGUUGAAUUUAGGAAAAUUCCCAAUUAAGUUUCACGACGGGAAACAAUCACGAGUAUCUGACGAAUUAGAUUGUUAUGUUAAUUAAAAUACGUCACUUCCGCACUUUAUUUGCGCCAUUUUGGAGCUUGGAGCUGGUGGUUUCCAGGCUGGUCGCUUCUGUAUUGUCUGUCGGGAGGAGGGAGAGAAUGGGGGACGGAUCAGCCAGCAGCGCUCACACUACCACAGCCCCGCUCCACACGUCCACCGCGGAGCGAGUUUAGUUGUUUUCUAAUCACUGGAAGAAACCCCUGCCCACAACCAGCCGACAAGGGACAGCGGAUACUGGACGACCUGGGCAUGGUUUGAGCGUCCAGAAGAAGGAGAAUAACCCGAGAGAGGAGAUAGGAAAGGCGGCGGAGGAGAGGAGCUCAGGUCGGCGGUGGCUCCGUCUUCACGUAGCCGGGGAUAGGACACGAAAGUCCGGGUUGAUUAUUUACCCUCUCCGCUGUUCUGGAGGAAGGACUGAACAACAGCCGGACCUGAGUCGAGUUGGACCUCCAAGCAGGUGUGCGUCAGGAUGUUCCAGCUGCCUGUCAACAACCUGGGCAGCCUGCGCAAAGCUCGCAAGAAUGUCAAGAGGGUCCUGGGAGACAUCGGGCUGGAGUUCUGCAGGGACCACCUGGAGGACUACAAGGACUACACCCCCCCUGACAUCUACAUUAAGCACACCAACUGGGACGACGUGUGCAUGUGGGAGCCGUCCCACAACAAAGUGCAGGAGUACCGCUCAAAGCCCUUCUGCUGCUCCGGCUGCCCCUUCUCCUCCAAGUACUUCUCGGCCUACAAGAGCCACUUCCGCAACGUCCACAGCGAGGACUUCGAGAGCCGCAUCCUGCUCAACUGCCCCUACUGCACCUACAACGGCAACAAGAAGACCCUGGAGUUCCACAUCAAGCUGUUCCACAUGCCCGCCAACCCCCCCCGGCCCGGCGCCAUGGGGACGGGAGCCGGCGCCGGCGGCCUGAUGAUGACGAAGGACGGCGCGGUGCGGCGCACGGCGGACGGCGGCGUGGAGCAGGCCGUGUACUACUGCAAGAAGUGCACGUACCGGGACCCCCUGUACAACGUGGUGCGCAAGCACAUCUACCGCGAGCACUUCCAGCACGUGGCGCAGCCCUACCUCGCCAAGCCGGGCGACAAGCCAGCCGCCGCCGCCGCCGCCGCCGCCACGCAGAACGGCACUACCUCAGGGGCCGUGGCCGGCCACGCCCACGCCAACGCCCAACACGCCAGCAACAGCAACCAGAUCCACUGCAAGAAGUGCCUGUUCGUGCCGCGCACGUACGAGGCGCUGGUGCAGCACGUCAUCGAGGACCACGAGCGCAUCGGCUACCAGGUGACGGCCAUGAUCGGCCACACCAACGUGGUGGUGCCGCGGCCCAAACCCAGCCUCAACAUGAUGCCCAAGACCAUCGGCGACAAGACCAUCAUCGGCAUGGGGCCCAAGGGCGCCGUCAUGGCCACCACGCGGCCCAUGGGCUCGCAGCACGCGGGCCGCAUCGUCAUCCCGUCCAAGCCCGGCGCCCACGGGCUGCUGGCCGGGCUGAAGCAGAACACGCUGGGGCUGAAGGCGGGCGCCACGCAGUCGUUCUCGGUGGGCGGGCAGCAGGUGCGGAUCACGCUGCCCGGGAACGCCCAGGUGUCGGUGCCGCAGCAGUCGCAGGCGGCCAAGCAGCUGCUCACGGGGGGCAACAUGCGGAGCCUGGUGAGCGCGUCGCUGAAGGCCAACCCGCUGGGGGCGCGCGUGCAGGCGGCGGCCACCACCGUGGCCUCGGUGGCGGGCAAGAAGGGCGGCUCCUCGGUGCUGGGCAACUCGUACACGCAGAAGUGGAAGAUCUGCACCAUCUGCAACGAGCUGUUCCCGGAGAACGUGUACAGCCUGCACUUUGAGAAGGAGCACAAGGCGGAGAAGGUGCCCGCCGUGGCCAACUACAUCAUGAAGAUCCACAACUUCACCAGCAAGUGUCUGUACUGCAACCGCUACCUGCCCAGCGACACGCUGCUCAACCACAUGCUGAUCCACGGCCUCUCCUGCCCGCACUGCCGGGCCACCUUCAACGACGUGGAGAAGAUGGUGGCGCACAUGCGCAACUCGCACCCCAACGAGCCCUUCGUCGCCCGCACUGACUCUCCGCUGACCUUCGACCUGACCCUGCAGCAGGGGAACCCCAAGAACGUGCAGCUGAUCGUGACCACCUACAACAUGAAGGACGCGCCGGAGGAGUCGGUGGCCUUCCACGCCCAGAACAACGCCACGGCCGCCGCCGCCACCGCCGGCCCCGCCGCCGCCUCCGCCUCCGCCACCUCCCUGACGCCCAGCAAGCGCUCCACGCCACAGACACCCCCCAAGGCGCCCCCGGAGGCCGCCGACGGCGCCACGCCCAAGAACGCCAGCCAGGCCGCCGUGCCCUACAAGAGGGACGUGGGCAAGACGCUGUGCCCGCUCUGCUUCUCCAUCCUCAAGGGCCCCAUCUCGGACGCCCUGGCGCACCACCUGCGGGAGCGGCACCAGGUGAUCCAGACGGUGCACCCCGUGGAGAAGAAGCUGACCUACAAGUGCAUCCACUGCCUGGGCGUGUACACCAGCAACAUGACGGCCUCCACCAUCACCCUGCACCUGGUGCACUGCCGCGGCGUGGGCAAGACCCCCAACGGCCAGGACAGCCGGCCCUCGCCCUCGGCCCGCGUCACGCAGGCCCAGACCAACGCCCUGAAGCGGGCCGGCUUCGAGGGCGUGGAGGGCGCCGCCGCGGCCGCCGACGCACCCCCGGAGCCCAAGCGGAGGAGACCCGGGCCGCCCGGGAAGAGGGCGCACCCGCCGGGCACCUUCGUGGAGAACCCGGACGAGCCGGUGGUGCUGGCCCUCGACCCCAAGGGCCACGAGGACGAGUCGUACGAGUCGCGGAAGGGCUUCCUCACGCAGUACUUCAACCAGCAGCCCUACCCCACGCGCCGCGAGGUGGAGAAGCUGGCGGCCGGCCUGUGGCUCUGGAAGUCGGACAUCGCCAGCCAC